ACCACGCACUGGCGUCGAGCGGUGACGUCGCGAACAACCAGGAAGAGAGAAGUGCACAACGUUUAGCCAACGUGAGUUGUGAUAGCUUUUUCAACUCAGUUGUUUAGUCCAACAAAGUUACUACCAGUCGGAAAAUAAUAACAAGCUUCACCGCAACACGGGAAAUACUAGAAUUAAAGUGCUGUGACCAUGUCCCUGAAUAAGUCCAUGCAUCCCCGGAACCGCUACAAAGACAAACCGCCGGACUUCGCCUACCUGGCCUCCAAAUAUCCGGACUUCCAGCACUACGUGCACACCAGCCUCGCCGGACGCCCGGUUGUGAAUUUCAAAGAGCCGGAGGCGGUGCGAGCGCUGACCUGCACCCUGCUGAAGGAGGACUUCGGUCUGACCAUCGAGAUCCCUCUGGAGCGCCUCAUCCCCACCGUGCCCCUCCGCCUCAACUACAUCCACUGGGUGGAGGACCUCAUCGACGGCCAGAAGCAGCCGCGCAGGGGCAUCGACAUCGGCACUGGUGCGUCUUGCAUCUACCCCCUACUGGGAGCCACAAUGAACGGCUGGUUCUUUCUGGCCACAGAGGUGGACGACAUCUGUUUUGACUACGCUACAAAAAACGUCGAGCAGAACAACAUGGCCAACCUCAUCAAAGUGGUCAAAGUCCCUCAGAAGACUCUGCUGAUGGACGCCUUGAAGGAAGAGCCACAAAUGGUGUACGACUUCUGCAUGUGCAACCCGCCUUUUUUCGCCAAUCAGCUCGAAGCAAAGGGGGUGAACUCCAGGAACUCGCGACGACCUCCUCCGAGCUCAGUAAACACGGGCGGAGUGACGGAGAUCAUGGCGGAGGGGGGGGAACUGGAGUUUGUAAAGAGGAUCAUUCACGACAGCCUGCAGCUCAAGAAGCGCUUGCGGUGGUACAGCUGCAUGUUGGGGAAGAAAUGUAGCUUGGCCCCGUUGAAAGAGGAGCUGAGGAAGCAAGGGGUACAGAAAGUAACACACACAGAGUUCUACCAGGGACGGACCAUGAGGUGGGCGCUGGCUUGGAGUUUCUAUGACGACGUGAUUGCUCCCUCUCCUCCCAGUAAGAAGCGCAAGCUGGAGAAGGUGAAGAAGCCGCUGUCGUUCACGCUCCCGGAGGCGGGACUGAAGGAGCUGCGGGUCAAGGCCUCGGCUUUAGUUGGUAAAGCCCUCGGCCCCGUGGGCGCCGUCACGGCUCUGCUGGAGAACACGCUCUCCGACCUGCGGGUGCUGCACAAGCGCGUCCCGUGCACGAAGCAGGAGCAGAGCCUCUUCCUGACAGCUGUGGAGAACACCUGGAUCCACGGACGUCAGAAGCGGCGCGAAGGGUCGCGUCACUUGCGGGAAGUUCCCCGGGCGCCUCAGCGCGCCGCGACCAGCUCUCAGACCGCCUUGACCCCGCCUCCUCUGAACCAGGACCAGAGCGAGAGCGCUGCGGACCAGACUACGGCGACCGGGCGGCAGAAGCCAGACGAGAGGGUUGAAAACGGCGCCUCUGAGACGCGGGAGGACGCGGCGCGCGACCCACAGGCCGGACAGAAAGAGGACGAUGUGACGUGUUCCGCCGACGCGGGGCAGGAAACGGCGGCCGCGGCGGCGGGGGAACCGCCCUGCAAGCGACCCCUGAGCCCGGCAGUCGAGCGCUUCCUGUUCAAGUGUCUGCUGAACGUGGUGCCCGAGGAGAGCGAUGUGGUGAUUGAGAUGCACUGGGUCGAAGGUCAGAGUAAAGACCUGAUGAACCAACUGUGCACGUACCUAAAGAACGUCCUUUUAAGGUCUGUCGCGAAGCCCUGAAUGCUCAGAAAUAUUAUCUUUGGUUUCAUUAUUGGAUUUUGUCUUCUGGAGAUAUAUUUUCCAGUUAAUUAGUAGCUUAAGUCCCAAUAUUCUUGUUCUUGGCAGGUUACCUUUUCAGGUAGUCCAUACUGUAUAUUGGUGUUUUGUGCUCAGAUUUUUAAAAAUAUUUGCAAUAAAUGUCAACAUUUCCAAUAUGUUUUCUACUGCAAUGUGGAUCUUUUUAUACAAUUUAUCCAAAUGCAUUGUGGUGCAUGCAAUCAUUGGACUAAAGAUGACACUUUGUUACACAGCAGCCUUUUUCUGCAUGUUGCCGCCACCUUGUGGUCAAUGUGAGGAAACAUGAAGUCCUUUAGAGUGUGUUGCUCAUUUUAAACAGAUGUUGGAAUGAAGCGUCCCUCCAAACACCCUUUUGAAGUCCCAAAGGCUGGUUUGGUAAACAGCAUCAUUUCCAAUGCAACGUGUCUGUGGGAACUGAGGAUUUUAAAGGCUGCACUGAAGUGAACCACAGCUUUGGUUCCAUCGUGUGCUUUUUGUUAAGUCAGGGGGAAAAGUCUGUUUCGUUAUAACUUCAUUUAGAAGCAGUUUGAUUUUUUUUUUUCAAUAGAAUUUAUCAGCAAAAUGUGUCCUUUGCUUUUUUUAAAGACUAAAGUGUUAUUUACAAUGUUUACCUCUCAGUCACAAUAAUGAGAUGCUAUCUCAUUAGAACGACUAAAAGGAUAUAUUUUUUUUCACAUUGCCAUUUCCCAAAUUAAUGUUAAUUGUUUCAUUGGGGCAUGUUGUAAGCUAAGUGGAGCAUAAGAAAACAAAUAACCCUAACCCAUAAUUAAAAAUAAACCCAAUGUAUGUUUAUUGUAGAAAUACCUUGGGGGUUAUCACCCAAAAAGCUUCACCAUGUUAUCACUAGGUGUGCCUUAUUAUGCUAUGACUACUUGUCUGGCCCACCUAUGAUCUAAAAUGUACUCAAAUUAGUUUGACACUACAGUGCCCUCGAGAAUUAUUGACAUCCUUUAGUUAAUAUGAGCGACGAGAUGCGGAAAAGAAAAUUUUUAUUUUU
Pungitius pungitius (ninespine stickleback) is the source of this 2860-nucleotide messenger RNA. It is a transcript of the gene mettl16, whose product is annotated as methyltransferase 16, N6-methyladenosine. Lineage: Eukaryota; Metazoa; Chordata; Actinopteri; Perciformes; Gasterosteidae. Gene Ontology annotation, cellular component: nucleus. The coding region runs from base 190 to 1806 and encodes 538 amino acids. Gene Ontology annotation, molecular function: 23S rRNA (adenine(1618)-N(6))-methyltransferase activity. The transcript has 10 exons. The record is from RefSeq and is a predicted model, not a curated record. Gene Ontology annotation, biological process: rRNA base methylation.